Molecule: messenger RNA, 741 nt
Organism: Lachancea thermotolerans CBS 6340
Lineage: Eukaryota; Fungi; Ascomycota; Saccharomycetes; Saccharomycetales; Saccharomycetaceae
Gene: SCL1
Product: proteasome core particle subunit alpha 1
Exons: 1
Coding region: 1-741 (246 amino acids)
Biological process (GO): ubiquitin-dependent protein catabolic process
Cellular component (GO): proteasome core complex; cytosol; proteasome core complex, alpha-subunit complex
Source: RefSeq, a predicted model, not a curated record
AUGUCUGCGGCAGGAUACGAUAGACACAUUACCAUUUUUUCUCCUGAAGGCCGUCUUUACCAAGUCGAGUAUGCUUUCAAGGCCACAAAUCAAACCAACAUAAACUCCAUGGCCAUCAGGGGCAAUGACUGCUGCGUGGUGAUCAAUCAGAAAAAGGUGCCAGACAAACUGUUAGACCCAUCUACCAUGAGUUAUUUGUUUCCAAUCUCGAAGCACAUUGGUAUGGUUGCGAAUGGACCAAUUCCAGAUGCUAGGAACGCGGCACUCAGGGCGAAGGCAGAGGUAGCUGAGUAUCGCUAUAAGUAUGGCUACGAUAUGCCAGCAGAUGUUUUGGCCAAACGUAUGGCCAACCUCUCCCAGAUUUACACUCAAAGGGCAUAUAUGAGACCUCUGGGCGUGAUAUUGACCUUCGUAUCCGUAGACGAGGAACUUGGCCCUUCCAUCUACAAAUGCGAUCCAGCCGGCUACUACGUUGGAUACAAGGCUACUGCAACAGGGCCUAAGCAGCAGGAAUUAACAAGUGCAUUGGAGAAGUAUUUCAAGAAACGUAAAAGCGAUUGCGUCAAUGAAGACUCGUACGAAAAAGUCGUUGAGCUGGGCAUCACGCACAUGAUCGACGCUUUAGGCACGGAGUUCAGCAAAAAGGACCUUGAGAUUGGUGUCGCCCUCAAGGAUAAGUUCUUCUGUCUAACUCCUGACCAAAUAGAAGAGAGAUUAGUCGCUAUUGCGGAGCAAGAUUAA